Molecule: messenger RNA, 693 nt
Organism: Trichoderma atroviride IMI 206040
Lineage: Eukaryota; Fungi; Ascomycota; Sordariomycetes; Hypocreales; Hypocreaceae
Source: RefSeq, a predicted model, not a curated record
AUGGCUGAUACAGAUGGCGAUAAGUUUCCGCUGCACACGGCUGCAAGAGAAGGCAGAGUCUCCGUUGCAGAAGGUCUGCUCAAGGACGACGACGGCAGAUAUCCCGUCCACUGGGCAGCUUCUUCCAACAGCUACGACAUUCUCCUCCUUUUAGCAAACCAGUCAAGCUUUGACCCAGAUAUUCAGGACGACAGCGGCUGGACUCCCCUCAUGAUCUCAGCCAGCGUUCAAAACAGCGAGCCAGCAUUAAAUCUCCUUCUCCAAAGGGGCGCCGAUGUCAACAUCAAGAAUAACAACGGUCAAACAGCCCUCCACUUCGUCGCCUCCAAAAAGAACCUCGACGUCGCCCGCCUCCUCAUCAGCUCCAAACCCCCAGCAUCAACCCGCGUCCGCGACCGCCGCGGCCAAUAUCCCAUCCAUCGCGCCGCGGCCGUCGGUUCCGUGCCAAUGGUGAUGCUUCUGCUGAAGAACAGGAGCCCCCUGAAUGCGACGGACAACGAAGGCUUCACUCCUCUUCAUCAUGCUGUCGCGGAGGGCCACGGAGACACUGCCGUCGCUCUUCUGAAAGAAGAGGCUGAUUUUACACUCAAGACUACCGAUGGCGAACUUGCUAUUGACUUGGCUCCAGACAAAGAGGUGCGCCAAUUCAUCAUUCAAGGCGCUGAACGAGAAGGCAUUCAGCUGGUCGAUUAG